AUGGAGUUACCAAUCCUUCUAUGACACGAAGUAUUUAGCUCAUGUUUAAAACAGCAAGGAGUGAAACCGGAUUCUAAAUAGAAAUAUUUCGGUGUCAUCAUUACCGCUACAAUCCAUGGUCAAUAGAGAAGUAAAGGAGCCCUUCAAGAGACAUCAUGCCUAUCCACACUUUCAUAAAAUCAAUGUGUACACAACUGGCAUGCCACUAGAAAGCAUUUUAAACAUGGUUGGAAAUAAACAGCCAAAAUCGAGAAAAAAAAAAGGCUAUUCCCGACCUUGAGAUUAAAAUCCAACUGACGCAUCUUCUGAUUAUAUUUCUGAAAAUCAGAGCAAAGAGCUUCAUGAACAGCCUUCUCAAGUGCAGCGACAGCUAGGACAGCAUCAUCAGGCCAAACAAUGUGCUCACCCCCCUACACAACAAUCAAGCUCCCAGAAGUUGACUGAGAAAGUUGUAGAAGAAAAUGUCUCAAAAAGCCAAAUGAGGAAAAAACUUUCCAAGGUGGGAUAUUAUAUUACCCCAUGAACUAUAUCAUAAAUGACUAAAAAUUCCUAAACUAAACUAGGAAAAUCAAGACAACUACAUCGUAAAUUUUCCAUCAAUGGACUGAAUAGAGAGAGAGGGAGGGAGUGA
Molecule: messenger RNA, 631 nt
Organism: Spirodela intermedia
Lineage: Eukaryota; Viridiplantae; Streptophyta; Magnoliopsida; Alismatales; Araceae
Source: the annotation of a GenBank genome assembly